GGCUUGUCCACGGGUGUAACGCCCCGCCCCCCGUUCUCUCGUGUUCGACCUCUUUCGCUGCCCGCUCUUCGUUGAAACCCUAGAAGACCUUACGACUACGCCAUGAACGGCCCUCGCUACGAGCUGGAAGACGGGUUCCCUGCGACGCGACUCUUUGCCCAGGGCGUCUCGUACACCUACGACGAUGUCAUCGUCCUCCCCGGUUACAUCGACUUCCCCGCCGACGCCGUCAACCUCUCCACCCGCCUCUCCCGCCGCCUCCCCCUCUCCAUACCCUGUGUCGCCUCCCCCAUGGACACCGUCUCUGAGGCCUCCAUGUCCGUCGCCAUGGCUUCCCUUGGCGGCGCUGCCAUCGUCCACUGCAACGCCCCCCCCGAAGACCAGGCCGCCAUUGUCCGCGCCGCAAAGGCCCGUCGCAUCCCCUUUGCUACCGACCCCGUCUUCUUCUCGCCCUCCGACACCGUACCCGACUUCGGUCCCGCCGCUUACGCCCUCGUCACCGAGUCGGGUACCUCCAAAUCGAGGGUUGUCGGCGUCGUCGCCAAGUCCGAUUGGGAGGGCCUAGCGGACAGGGGCGCUGCUGUCUCCGAGUACAUGAGGCCGGCGCCAGCGUCGGCCCCGGCGAGCUACGACUUGGAAAAGGUGGCGUCUUUCCUCGCCGGCGGGGGUUUGGAGUACGCUCCGCUGGUGGCGGAGGACGGGGAAGUGGUGGAUCUGGUCACCAAGGGCGACGUGGAGAGGAUCAAGGGAUUCCCGAGGUUGGGAGUGCCAUCCUUGGGACCUGAUGGGCGGUUCGUGAUAGGGGCGGCGAUAGGAACCCGGGAGGCGGACAAGGAGAGGCUGGAACAUCUGGUGAAGGCCGGGACGAACGUCGUGGUGGUGGACAGCUCGCAGGGGAACUCGAUUUACCAGAUCGAGAUGAUCAAGCAUGCAAAGAGUACGUACCCGGAGUUGGAUGUCAUCGGAGGGAAUGUUGUCACGAUUCCGCAGGCUCAGAAUCUGAUCAAGGCCGGGGCUGAUGGGUUGAGGGUGGGCAUGGGAUCGGGAUCCAUAUGUACCACCCAGGAGGUCUGUGCUGUGGGCAGAGGACAGGCAACAGCAGUAUACAAGGUUGCAUCUUUUGCAAAGGACCAUGAUGUGCCUGUUAUUGCUGAUGGUGGGAUUUCAAAUUCUGGACACAUCGUGAAAGCUUUGGUUUUAGGGGCUUCUACUGUGAUGAUGGGCAGUUUUCUAGCUGGUAGUGGUGAGGCCCCUGGUGUUUAUGAGUAUCUGAAUGGUCGCCGAGUCAAGAAGUAUCGGGGCAUGGGCUCUUUAGAAGCUAUGACAAAGGGUAGUGAUGCCCGCUACUUGGGCGACACACUGAAGCUCAAGGUUGCUCAGGGAGUUGUUGGUGCUGUAGCUGACAAAGGCUCCAUAUUGAAGUUUAUUCCUUACACCAUGCAAGCUGUCAAGCAAGGAUUUCAGGAUCUUGGUGCAUCAUCUUUGGAGUCGGCUCAUGAUCUGUUACGUUCGGAGGUGCUUAGAUUCGAGGUCCGAACAGGAGCUGCACAGGCGGAGGGAGGAGUGCAUGGCUUGGUUUCAUACGAAAAGAAAUCCUUCUGAGUGCUACCAGACAUUUUCGUGAGAAGUAUUCUAUUCUAUUCUAUUCUAUUCCAGAGUGACAGCUUGUGAUUCAUGCACAUCUAAAAAUUAUUGUUCUUGGAUUAUAAAUAAUGGCAACCAUCCUUCUAAGAAAGAAAGGACCUCAAGUUCAUGCCA
Molecule: messenger RNA, 1758 nt
Organism: Musa acuminata subsp. malaccensis (wild Malaysian banana)
Lineage: Eukaryota; Viridiplantae; Streptophyta; Magnoliopsida; Zingiberales; Musaceae
Product: inosine-5'-monophosphate dehydrogenase
Biological process (GO): GTP biosynthetic process
Cellular component (GO): cytoplasm
Molecular function (GO): IMP dehydrogenase activity
Source: RefSeq, a predicted model, not a curated record